AUGGUCCUCAUGGAGGCGCCGCUGCUGGUGAAGAGGCCGUCCGUGGUCGCGGAGGAGGACGCGGCGGCGCCGAGGAGCUACGCGGAGGCGCGGCAGGCGUUUGUGCGGGAGGCGGAGCGGCUGUGGGUCAUCGCGGCCCCCAUCACCUUCAACAUCCUCUGCCUCUACGGCGUCAACUCCGCCACGCAGCUCUUCGCCGGCCGCCUCGGCAACCUGCAGCUCUCCGCCGCCGCCGUCGGCCUCUCCGUCGUCUCCAACUUCUCCUUCGGCUUCCUCCUCGGCAUGGGCAGCGCGCUGGAGACGCUCUGCGGGCAGGCGUACGGGGCCGGCCAGCUGGGCGCGCUCGGCGUGUACAUGCAGCGGUCGUGGAUCAUCCUCGCCGUCUCGGCCGUCCUGCUCUCCCCGCUCUACGUCUUCGCCACGCCCAUCCUGCGCGCGCUCGGCCAGGACGACGCCAUCGCCGACGCCGCGGGCGACUUCACGCUCCGCAUCCUCCCGCAGAUGUUCUCCCUCGCGCUCACCUUCCCCACGCAGAAGUUCCUGCAGGCGCAGAGCAAGGUGAUGGUGCUGGCCUGGAUCAGCCUCGCCGCGCUCGCCGCGCACGUCGCCAUGCUGUACCUCUUCGUGUCGCGCCUCGGGUGGGGGCUCGCCGGCGCCGCCGCGGCCUACGACGUCACCUCGUGGGGCAUCGCCGUGGCGCAGGUGGUGUACGUGGUGCGGUGGUGCGGGGACGGCGGCGGGUGGGACGGCCUGUCGUGGAAGGCGUUCGAGGGGCUGUGGGCGUUCGCCAAGCUCUCGCUGGCCUCCGCCGUGAUGCUCUGCCUGGAGGUCUGGUACAUGAUGGUGCUCGUGGUCCUCACGGGCCACCUCGACGACGCGGAGAUCGCCGUGGGCUCCGUGUCCAUCUGCAUGAACCUCAACGGGUGGGAGGCGAUGCUGUUCAUCGGGCUGAACGCGGCCAUCAGCGUGCGCGUGUCCAACGAGCUGGGCUCCGGCCGUCCGCGGGCGGCGAAGCACGCCGUGGCGUCGGUCAUCGCCCAGUCCCUGCUCAUCGGCCUGCUCGCCAUGGCGCUCAUCCUGGCCUACCGCAACAGCUUCGCGGCGCUCUUCACGGGCGACCGGGCCAUGCAGGUCGCCGUGGGGAAGGUGGCCUACCUGCUGGCGGUCACCAUGGUGCUCAACAGCGUGCAGCCGGUGAUCUCCGGGGUGGCCAUCGGCGGCGGGUGGCAGGCGCUGGUGGCGUACAUCAACCUGGGCUGUUACUACGCCUUCGGGUUGCCCCUGGGGUUCUGCCUCGGCUACCUCCUCCGGCUCGGGCCCCAGGGCAUCUGGGCGGGGAUGCUGUGCGGGACGGCGCUGCAGACGGCGGUCCUGCUCGCCGUGAUCUGGAACACGGACUGGGAGGACGAGGCGGCGCAGGCGAACGAACGGAUCAGCGCGUGGGCCGGCGAGAGCAAGCAGCUGGUUCAGGGGGACGCCGGCGCCGGCGACGACGGUGACCUCAAGGAAGCGUUCCGAGUGUGA
Molecule: messenger RNA, 1524 nt
Organism: Triticum turgidum subsp. durum (durum wheat)
Lineage: Eukaryota; Viridiplantae; Streptophyta; Magnoliopsida; Poales; Poaceae
Source: the annotation of a GenBank genome assembly